ACAGGGCCGUGCCUGUGGCCGAGCGGCGCGGCGACGCGAUGGAUAGAAGAAGUUUCGACGGGCGAAGGAGGCGAUGAUGUUGUGGUGUAGCCUCCUGGGUCCCCUGCUGGCAUUUGGACAGCAGACCCCGGCGCCGGUGGAAUUCGAUGAGGGGAGGAUGAGUGACCAAACCAAAGAUGACUUCGCGGCGUUGUUUGACGAGAACUUCAUGCAGAAGAUGGUGGACUGCCAACAACUGGCAGGUGAUACCUGUGACGUCACUGGAAUGGCUGAGUACAUGGUGCAGGUGGGUCAACGGAUGCAAAAUCUGGUGAACAACUGCAAAACUGACUGCACCCAUCCGCCUCAAGUGUGCAAGGACUUUUGGCUGGCCUUUGAAGCUAAUCCAUCAGCCCUGCGCAAUGGAUGUGCACAGACUGGCAACUGGCCUGGCGUGUGCACGGUGUUCUAUCGAGAGCUCCAAACCCGCGUGGCGGACGAGACCUGGGAACUGGGAGUCAUGUGCAGUAUGAUCGAUGCUGGACUGAACUUGGAACGAAUGCCCACAUGUAAUACGCUGGCUUUAAUGACCACAGUCAAUAGACCGACGUUGGUGGACGGAGGCUGUGCUUUCGCCACUCAAGAAGAAUGUGUGACGAACCUCUGUGACAUGUACAGCCAGUUCGCAUGGCGCAUGCGGCCCAGAAACUUGAUCCCUCAGGCGUUUAAGGUGCCAUUUGACUACACAUACAUCUUGUCCGGAUGCGAGAAUGUGGCUGCUCUGGACCUCUACAGCAAUCGAGCAGAAUGCCCCAAGCGUUUGGAUGUCAUCAGCUUUUGUGACUGUUUGUGUCCAGCGAUGUCUGACAUCCAGCCCUAUGACAGCAUCCAAUGUCCGGUGGUCAUUGAUUCCUACCUCCUUUUUGGCAGGUUGGGAAUUUCCAACUGGACCUUAGAUCCGGCGUGCGACUCGGAACUCUGCGAUGCCUUUGCCGCCCGAAGGCUGCAUCCCUCCUGCGCGGAGACGAAGUUGCCUGGUCCCAUGGAAUGUCUGGGCAUGCAGAUCUCACAGGUUUUGCCAGAGAAUUCGCCCUGUCCCUGGAAGAACCAUUCGGGUGAAUUGAACAUGAUGGAAUGUCUGAAUGGACAUCGCUGCAACAUUGCCACAGAGGGGUGGGCGUGCUGUGAAAAUCACCGUGGACGAGGGAAGUGUCCUUUGCAGUUUCCAGUGAUGUGCGAUACGCUUUGCUCUGGCAUCACUGAAUACUGUUGUAGAGAGGAAGGAGCAUGCACGCCCAGAGGCUGUCCGGUGAUUCUCGAGCGAGAGAUUUUCUACAAGGAGGAGACCACCACAUCCACCAGCACCACGGAAGCAGGUCGCACUGGUGCUUUGGAGGAACAGGGCUUUGCGAUCCGCUUGCCGCAAGGAAGCUGGGUUUGGUUGCUAGUCCUGGUUCCUUUGGCCGGCGGCAUUGUUUGGUUCUGCUACAUUCGUUAUAAAGACCGAAAGCCCACUGUGGAUAGCGAUGAUGGCGAGGAUGCAUCAAUCAUGGGAAUGAAACUGGACAAGUUUGGUUUCUUCAAGAGUUACAAAGCGGAGAACAAAGAAAGGGAUGACAUCAAGCCUCACGUGUGCAUCGUGAUGAGCGAUUUACCCGAUUCACGGCCCUUGGGUUUGGAGCUGAUGGAGCUUCGCGUCAUUCGUGUCCACCCAUGGGGAGCCAAACAUGGCUGGCAGGUGGGUGACAUCAUUGUAGACAUCGCUGGUCAUCCGGUCAAAACCUUUGAAGAGCUCUGGGACCGAAUCCAGGUGGAGCGCAACCGUCCUCCGGUGCGCUUCACCGCGGAGCGAUGGAACGUGGCGCCCACCGUGGAGGAGAAGAAGGCUGCUGAGAGCUUGGACGACCAGGUCGCGGCGAAGACGAUGAAGCAACGGGUGGCGGAGGAUCGAGAGAACAGGUCAAAAUCCAGGAUAGCGAGCAAAAAUAUUCAGGAAGAAAUGGCAAAGCAGGCGGCUCAGCCUCGAAGCCUGGGGCCAAACGCCAUCCCUGGAAUGAUGCAGGGUUACGAUGAUGACGAGUACGAGGAUGAUGAGGACUACUCCUACUAUUCAGAGGAUGAUUCCCGUGUGAUGACAGCCCAAAGGGUGAACUUCCCUACGGGACGCUUCAAGUCUAGGUUUACCGCCGUCUUCGAGGUGAUCGAAAUUUUCAAAGACGAGGAGACGUCUCAGCAUCGUCCCGGGACGCCCAACGUCGUGAUUGAGCAGAAGCCUGAAAAGAAGGUAAAGGUGGUGGUGCAGGAGGAAGCCGUUGAUACCUCGAAGCCGACGGAUGAUGAGAAGACCCGGGUCUUCCCCGUGGACUUUGAACGUCGGACCUUCCAUCGAGAUAAGGUGGUUUUUACCAAGGAUGCCUGGGGCCGCUCAGUCGUGAAGGUGAUGAAUCCCACACAGCGCAAACCUGACCUGUGAGCGCCAGAUGCGGCGUCAGGCGAGCUGUUUUUAAGAUGGCCGAAAGUAUCCUAAGUAUAAGU
Molecule: messenger RNA, 2514 nt
Organism: Cladocopium goreaui
Lineage: Eukaryota; Dinophyceae; Suessiales; Symbiodiniaceae
Source: the annotation of a GenBank genome assembly